This is a messenger RNA of Gordionus sp. m RMFG-2023, 1287 nucleotides long. RefSeq names its product endothelin-converting enzyme homolog. Bases 1 to 1287 code for a protein of 428 amino acids. Gene Ontology annotation, cellular component: plasma membrane. NCBI's taxonomy places the organism in Eukaryota, Metazoa, Nematomorpha, Gordioida, Chordodea, Parachordodidae. The record is from RefSeq and is a predicted model, not a curated record. Gene Ontology annotation, biological process: proteolysis. The transcript has 6 exons. Gene Ontology annotation, molecular function: metalloendopeptidase activity.
AUGAAUAAAAAUCUUGACCCUUGCGAUGAUUUUUAUGAUUUUGCUUGUGGGAGAUUAUUGGACGAUAGGAACCACGAAUCCUUUUUGAAACUCGAUGUUUUCGGCACCAUGAAUACAAAAAAUCAACUCUAUUUGAAGGAUAUGAUGGACCUCCCCCAGGAUAAAUUGACUUCUUCUCAAUACAAGGCAAAAUUAUAUUAUAACUCUUGCCUAGAUGAAGAUUUACCGAAUAUAACUAUUCGACAAAAAAUGACAACCGCACAAAUGCAAUAUUUUUCUACCAUAGUUAAAAGCAUAGGCAAUGAUUGGUAUGAUCAUCACAUUUCCCUUUUCGACACUCUAUUGGAACCUAAAAAUGGGAUACCAGAAAAUGAUGUUAAAGUUAUAGUCAUGGAUAAGAUACGAGAUAAGCGUUUCAAUAAUUAUCGUUCAAUUAAUGAUAAAUUUAAGUUUGAAAGAAGACAUAGGAGUGAUAAAUUGCCACAAAAAGUUCUUUCCGUCGAUAAUAUAGCAUAUUUUAACAGUUUACGCCAAAAACCGAUUGAUAUAGCUUUCGAAUUCGAAAUAUUGGCCAGAGAAUAUGGCUUAGAUGCAUUUUUCCUACUAAGCAUAGGCCAAGAUUCCACAAAUUCCUCAACCAACAUAAUAAUUAUCAGUCAAGGUGGUACACCACUGCCUCCCGGUUUAUAUAAAAAAUCAUCUCAAAUUGACAAAAAACUUUUGGAUAAUUACCUUAAUUCUAUGAUCCUAAUUUCGAUGUUUUUGUUUGAUAUGAAAGCCUCUGAAGCAAGGCAAAAAAUGGAAAGGAUUCUAAAUUUCGAAACCGAUUUGGCAGAAAUAAUGAUCCCAGACGUUGAUAUAAUAUAUACGAAUGAUUACGAUAAACGACUAAAGUUAAAAGAUAUGAACCAAAUUGUUGAAAUGAUAAAUUGGCCCACCUUUGUCAACUCAAUGUUUACCAUUAGUGGAGUCAAAAUCGAUGGGAACGAAACUAUAAUGAUCUCGCCCCAAAUAUAUUUUCAAAACUUAAACAAACUUCUUAACAGAUACCUCAGCACUGAAGACGGGAAAAAAAUUCUGCAUGAUUAUUUGAUAUGGCAACUGGUAUAUAGUCUACUACCUUAUUUGCCUAGACUCAUAUUUGAGAAGAUUAUUACUCCCAAUGCGCCUAGAUGGGCCUCUUGCUUGUCAGAAACCAAUAGAUUUUUUGGAUUUCCGCUGGGUUCCCUAUAUAUUAAAGAACAUUUCAACAACAUAACCAAAGGGGAGGUGAAUUAUAUAGAAUGA